UAGCUCACUAUGUCUUAGUUUAUAUAUUCAACUCUUCCUCUCAUCGUUUUCAAAUGUUCAUGAACAUGAAAACAAAUAAUCAGUUAAUCAUCUAUCAUAGUUUCUCAGUUAGCUUCAUAUUCAAAUGCAUCAGAGUUCUCCUGAACAGAUCUAUUGGUCUCUUGCCUUAAAUUAGCCGACAUUUCUGUUUUUUUUUCUUCUCUCUUAUUAUAGUUUUCACAUCGUUUAAAAUUCAUAUCUGUAAGAAAAAAGAGAAAGAAUGUCAAGAAAACCAUGUUGUGUGGGAGAAGGGCUGAAGAAAGGAGCAUGGACCAUCGAAGAAGACAAGAAACUCAUCUCUUACAUUCAUGAACAUGGUGAAGGAGGAUGGCGUGACAUUCCCCAAAAAGCUGGACUAAAACGAUGUGGAAAAAGUUGUAGAUUGCGAUGGGCUAACUAUUUGAAACCCGAUAUCAAGAGAGGAGAAUUUAGCUACGAGGAGGAACAGAUCAUUAUCAUGCUUCACGCUUCUCGUGGCAACAAGUGGUCAGUCAUAGCAAGACAUUUACCCAAAAGGACAGACAAUGAGAUCAAAAACUACUGGAACACACAUCUCAAAAAACGUCUGAUCGAUCAGGGAAUCGAUCCCUUGACCCACAAGCCACUUGCCUCUAACCCUGACCCAGCCACUCCCAAGACUUCUGACUCAAAAUCUAGUAGCCAAGAUGAGCAAUCACACUCUGCAGGUUCGAUGUCUCCAAAAUCUCUUCCUCUCUCUUCAGGCUCAAGCAAUAUACUUGAGAUAAGCAACAGUGAAGAGACACCAAGGAACUAUGGUUCCUUGAGCCCCAAGAAAUCCUGUUUUAAGAAAUCGAGUUCAACGUCAAAACUGUUAAACAAAGUUGCAACUAGGGCAGCUUCUCUUGGCAAUAUCUUAUCAGCUUCCAUGGAAGGAACCUUGAUCCACUCUACAACACUGUCUCCAUGUCUCAAUGAUGGCUUGUCCGAGACAAGUCAAUUUCAGAUGGACGAAAUUGAUCAUAUAGAGGAAGAUAUCGACGUGAACUUUGAUUUCAACAAUUCCGAAUACGAUUUCUCGCAGUUUAUGGAGCAGUUUAGUAAAAAUUCAUUCGAGGAAGCAGGUGACAUUUUAGGAUAUGAUCAAGAUCUCCUUUUGUCUGAUGUCUCAUCAACAAGCGUUGAUGAAGACAGUAUGAUGACAAACAUUACCGGUUGGUCCAGUUAUCUUGUUGAUGAUUCCGACUUUUGUUAUGCCACGAACCAAGACUAGUGGACAAGAACUUCAUAUGUUGCUCAUAGUCUAUAGGUUUACUAUGUAAUAAAUAAGGGUUUCUCUUAACUAGUGAUCAUGUAAACUCGUGGAUCAGUUAGUAUCUGAUUUACGGGAGAUGCGAGUUUUUUAAAUAAAGCUUGUAUUUGUAUAUUAUUCUUAUUAAUAAAACAAUGUUUUGUUA
Molecule: messenger RNA, 1454 nt
Organism: Eruca vesicaria subsp. sativa (arugula)
Lineage: Eukaryota; Viridiplantae; Streptophyta; Magnoliopsida; Brassicales; Brassicaceae
Source: the annotation of a GenBank genome assembly